Molecule: messenger RNA, 3253 nt
Organism: Bradysia coprophila
Lineage: Eukaryota; Metazoa; Arthropoda; Insecta; Diptera; Sciaridae
Source: RefSeq, a predicted model, not a curated record
AGUGAACAGAUCACCGUCUGAUGAACAAGUGCAACGAAUAGUUUUAGUUUUAAAAUUUAUUUUUUGUGUGAUAAAUUUGUGAAUUGUUCGCCACACCAAAGGGAUUAUGAAGAACUUUAAGAUACCCCAAACUGUCGUGCUGAUUGCGAUUCUUUGUCACCAAUCAUCUUCUCUCCCACGAGAAAAACGAAGUUUUUGGCCAUUUUUUGGCGGAGGAGCCAGUACUGAUGUUGCCGAGACACCAGCAACGGAAGUAGCAGAAGCAGCGGAUCAAUAUGUGGAAUUGCCAACACAACUACCUGAAACAUCGAUUCAACAGCCCUCUCCCGGCUAUAGCUACCCAAUAUUUCAUGUACACAAAUACAAUGGAUUUGAGUUGAGACCAUUGCUUCCACAGCAGUUACAGCACCUUCACACACAAGUGUCAUAUGGUCAAUCGCAGCAAAAUCAACCGAUUCAGCAAUUACACCAACCGAAUCAAGUACAAAAUUUUGAGCUCUCUGGGCAACGACAACCGAAUAAUGGACAACAAUUUACUGCGAAUCCAAAUUGUCAAGCAAAAGCAGCACCCGCAGCUAUACCGCCAGAGCUGCAAGAGUUAGCUCAACAAUUUGGUAUUAAAGAUGCGAGUAAACUUCCUAGCUUAGACGAUGCUAUGGGUUUGUUAGGUACCACAACUCGUGCUGAAACGAUUGAAACAAUAAAGGAAUUGGCGGCUACCCCAGAUGGUAUGAAUUUGAUUCGCCAAUUUUUGGCAAGCGAUGAGGGUGCUGCAGCUAGUCAAGAUCCGGACGUUGACAAUCAGUGUAAUGACGCUUCCGCAACACAACAAAUCAGUUCUCCACAACCUAGCAAUGCUAAUUUGCCUCAUCGUCAAAUGUUCGUCCCAAGCACAAUCCAACAUCAGCAAUACCGUUUACCAUAUCCUCCACAACACGAAAUCUAUGGAUUACCGAAUGCUCAUCGAGGAAAUUCAUUUCAAACCCCUCAAAAUCACGGAAUUUAUCAAUCGCCAACACAUAUUAUGUCGAUGGUCAAAAAUGAAGCUGUACCCCACGAGCAAUAUGGUCUUCCCAAUGAACUUUCAACGGCCCACUCGGAACAUCAAGGUUAUAACGCGCCGAGACCAAAUAUUGAACAAUCGCAACAUGGUCACAGGAUCUACGGCUUACCAAACAUAAAACCAGCUGCUCCGUUUCAACAAGGAUACUAUGCACCUAGGUCCAACCAUGUGGAGUCGGUAAAAAGCGAAGGAGUGCCACACGAUGAAUACAACGUUCCCAACGAAGUAUCAAGUUCUGGUUCAGAAACUCAAGAGCUGCAUAAAGAAUAUGGAGUUCCUAGUAGCGGCGAGUCGCAUGCCAGUGAACAACAUGAAACAUAUGGUCUACCAAACGUUCAAGAGCCCGUAAAUUUUCAUCAGCAAGGUCCAUAUCCACCAAAAACUGAUGCCGAAGAACCUCAUCAGGAAUAUGGAGUUCCUAAUAGCGGCGAGUCACAAGCAAGUCAACAACAAGAAACAUAUGGUCUACCGAACGUUCAAGAGCCCGUAAAUUUUCAUCAGCCAGGUCCGUAUCCACCAAAAACUGAUGCCGUAGAACCUCAUCAAGAAUAUGGUGUUCCUAAUAGCGGCGAGUCGCAUGCGAGUGAACAACAUGAAACAUAUGGUCUACCAAACGUUCAAGAACCUGUAAAUUUUCAUCAACCAGGUCCGUAUCCUUCAAAAACUGAUGCCGAAGAGCCUCAUCAGGAAUAUGGAGUUCCUAAUAGCGGCGAGUCACAUGCAAGUCAACAACAAGAAACAUAUGGUCUACCGAACGUUCAAGAACCUCUAAAUUUUCAUCGUCAAGGUCCAUAUCCGUCAAAAACAGAUAGCGUAGAGUCAGCGGAGAAAGCUGAACAGACAGUCGUUCUACACAAAGAAUACAAUGUUCCGAAUGAAGAGAAUCAUCAAACACAAAUUCCACACGAAGUUUAUGGAAUUCCUAGUGAUGAACAAGACAAAGGUACAUCUGAACCCCAACAAACGUAUGGAGUACCAUAUAACAAUGAAAAUGAGAAUGUACAGCAAGAUCAACAAGCUGUUCAUAAUGAAUAUGCUGCACCAAUAAAUGCACAAGUAUCAAAUACCAUCGAAAACUCUAUUCCACACAUGAGUUAUGCACUUCCACAUCAACGAUUUUUUGAAGCACCAAAUGCAUUCAGGCAACCACAACCCCAGUACAGUACACGAUAUGGAGCUCCUACUAGGUACACUACCAACAACCUUCGUACUCACGUUCCAAUUUUACGGCAAAUAGAUGGUACACUGGACCGUACACAUAUUAAUUUGGAACUCGGUCAACUUUUAACAACUACAGCUCGACCACAAGCUGGAUUUUUAGAGAGAGUCGGAGCAUGGACUAGAUAUUUCGCUCCACCUGGUCCAACGAUCCCGAUUGUUCCUCCACAAGUAACUGAAGACGUAAAUGAAUCUGUCGGUCAUACACAGAACACAUACACUAUUCCAAUACCAAAGGUACCCCAAACGCCACAGUUACCGAAUGCAUACAUACCAAAGAAAUUCUUACAACCACCACAAUCGAAUCAAGGGCCAUUUAUACGAGUUCAGCAUCCAUCAUCAAGUGCACUGACACAACUAAAUACGUAUGAAGUACCAUAUCAACAACCGCAACCAUUUGACGGACAAACCGUGGAAGAAUUUGUUCCAGAUAUCAGUCAAUUGCCUUUGGAACAGCGCUAUUCGGCCCAUAAUUUACGAACAUCGUACGGUAUACCUACUCAUUCUGAAGAUUCGAGCGCGGCGGAAUCCGAAACGAACGAACAACGUGUGGCCGUUAUACUGCCCAACCACUCUACCAUUGAAAAUGAAGAAUUUAUUGACAACGAUGUGGUUGACGAAGAACCUCAUUACAAGUACGGACCACAGCGGAUAUCAUCGUACGAUUCGUAUGCUACCGGUAAAUUGAGUCGGGCUAGUGACGAAGCUAUCAUUCAACUGAUUCCUACACAAAAGCCGUACACAAAUCAAGGAAGAAAAUUGGGACAAGUGGAAGAGUCAUCGAUCAUUGAUGCGAUAGCCACAAUGACCAGUGGAUUUCGCCCAAUAACAUGAGAUGGUUUUGUGAUGUGACUCUGUGCCACAAGUAAAUUAAUUAGGUAAUUAAGUAAGUUUUGUAAUUUUUGAAAUUUUAUUUAUUAUUUAUUUAUACGCUCGUAACGUAGAUGACUGAUAGAAAAAAUAAAAAUUGUG